AGUUGACGUACGAAAAAAAAAAGAAAAAAAAGCAGAAAAUAAACAAAAGCAACGUGCACGGCAGUGCUAUUUUUAUUUCUACAAUAAUUUAAACAAAUAAUUAUAUCACUAUGUCGCUUAUAAUGACAAAAGCUGCGCUUGCUUUGAAAAACCCUGAGAGCAACUUUCAAUUCGUUAAAUUUGAAGCACAUAAACCAAAAAAGAAGGCUGCUCCAGACAACAGUGAGCAAAAUGAAAUGAAACAAGGAAACAAACAUUCUAGCAAAGAUUUAGACCUUAAGAAGAUAAGGCAUGAAGUAGUCAAGUUUGGAAUGUCUGGGUUUGACCCCACAAAGAAAGAAGAAGCAAGAAUUGCGCUGGCAGUCAGUUUAGGUGCUAAACCUCCCAAAAAGGAGUAUGUAAACUACAAAGAACUUAUGCAGAAAAGAAAACAAGAGAAAAUUAAAGAAAGUGAAGAGAAACAACAGAUGAGGUCCAAGAGUAUAUUACAAACUGGUGGAAAGAAGAAAAAGAAAAAUGCUAACAAUGAUGUUGGCCACUUACUUAGUAGUUAUGGAAAGAUGCCUUAUGAAGAAUCUAAUGGCAGCACAGUCUUAAUGCUGUUGUGUGGAAUAGUGUUCACCAUUGUCACUGGAUUCUGUACAGUGUCCAUAUUUUAUGAUUGUAUGAUGUGAAAAAAAAAUAAUAGAACAAAUAAGAUGCUCAAAGUUUUGACCACUCCAAAGUUAUCUUAACGUAACUUUGUUUAUUUUGGGUAUAGUUUGUAUUUUGUUUAUCAAUUCUUUAGUUUACUUUUUUUAUUCUUUUUAUUAUUUACAUUAGUAACAUCAGUAACAUGAAGCUUGUAAAAAUAGUGGUCAUGUUAGUACUAGGAAAAACAGUCCCAUAACUGACAUAUUUUGAGUAUUCACAAGAUUGAGAUUGUGUUGAUACGUUACUGGAGAUAUUAAUAAAAUUACUUUUGCCUUGUUUCAGGUCAAGAAGAAGGACUUAUUAAAGAAGGACGAUAAAGGCGCAAAGAAGAAGAAGAAAACUAAAACUAUAUGAUAAAUAAAUAAUUUAAACGUUUA
Messenger RNA from Helicoverpa zea (corn earworm), 1070 nucleotides. RefSeq lists its product as uncharacterized. The transcript has 3 exons. Bases 111 to 674 code for a protein of 187 amino acids. The record is from RefSeq and is a predicted model, not a curated record. Lineage: Eukaryota; Metazoa; Arthropoda; Insecta; Lepidoptera; Noctuidae.